AAUAAUGAGACGCUCUGUUUCACUUAUAGUACUGGUCCUCAUUGUGUUGGCUGUGACAAGGCCUAGCCUUGUUGUAAAUUGUAGAGUCCUAAAGGCCACUCAUCAUGAACCUGUGAAAGAUCUGCUACAGGUUCCCACGACUUCAGCAAUGAAAGAGAAAGCCAACACUGAUGAUAAUAUAAGCACACGAGUUUUGAUUGAUGGCCAAGUCCACGCCAUGUCUUCAGGGCCUAGCAGAAGAGGGAUCGGUCGUAGGGACGAUCUGCUGGGCAAGAUUGGUGAGCCUCCUUUGCUAGAUAUGUUCGUUGUUCCAAUGUUGGGGUGGUACCUGCAAAAGAGACUCCGAUGCUAAAGUUAGUGUUUGUGGAU
Messenger RNA from Cajanus cajan (pigeon pea), 369 nucleotides. NCBI's taxonomy places the organism in Eukaryota, Viridiplantae, Streptophyta, Magnoliopsida, Fabales, Fabaceae. The record is from RefSeq and is a predicted model, not a curated record.